GUAUAUUCCUUCAUAAUAAUCCUUUAAGAGUGCUGCAUCCCUCAUGAAACCAUUGUCCAACAUCUCAGCAGCAACAGCUCCUUAUCCUAAUACUGGAAAGUAUAAGGAAAUGACCUCACAAUCUGGCGGAAUGAUGGACAUCACAACUUCAGGACUAAAAGCUACAUCAAGAAGGCGUCAAAUACCAAAGGUUCCAUUAGUCAUGAGAAUUGACAAUCAAAAAAGUGAUGACUAUGAUCCUAAAGUAGUUUCAUUGGGACCUUACCACCAUGGAAAACCAGAACUCAAUUUUGUUGAAGAUUUCAAGCCCAAGGCUCUACAAAUGUUCAUUCAUGGAAGUAACAAAGACCAAGAUUUCUUCCUUGAAAAAAUUCUAGGGGAGAUUGAUGAUUUUAGAAGUUGUUACCUCGAAGAAUUCGCUAAUAAGUAUGAUGACUCUGAAUUUGCCAGAAUGAUGCUCCUCGACGCGUGUUUCAUACUAAAUGAUAUCGAGAUUUCAACAAAUUCGACACCAAAUUCCGCCUCUAAACAAAUCGAUACCAUUAAGCACCUUGGCAUCGCAAUUUAUUUGAUCACUAGACGUGACCUAUAUUUGCUCGAAAAUCAGGUAUGAAUGGUAGAGACAUAUAGGCUCAAGGAUGAUCAAUUGAACCCCUUUUAUAGAUCAAACUACUAAAAAUGCGCAAAUUUCCAAUGAAUAUUUCCAAGUGGAGGUCCAUCCGAAACUUUUCCGGCUGACUUUCCGUUGGAAAUAUCAUAUUUACAUUUUUAUACAUAUAUACUAAAUCUUCACCUUUCAGGUACCUUUUCACGUUCUCAAGCUCUUGGUUAAGUUGAGAUACAGUGGUGAGCAAUGUAGUGCAUUUGAAGAGAAUCUGAAAAGCUAUUGUUCUCAAAUGUUCUUCGGUAAGCAAGAGGACAACAUGCAAGAAAAUUCGAUGGAGACAGAACCCCCUCACCUUCUUGAAUUUUUUCGAAGGGUACUUGUUCAUGGUAGCUACGAUGAAGCUAAUGUCAAACAAUCACGAUGUUUUGAUUUCAUCUUCGAUCGUUGGAGAAAAAAUCAUUUACUACACAAAUCGGCAUUGGGCACAAAUGUGUUCCGCUCAGUCAUGGAUUUGAAAUCAAAAGGGAUUCACUUUAGGCCUAGUGGAAUUGAUUCUUUUAAAGGUGUGAGAUUUACGUCUCACUAUUACUAUGCAAAUCUCAAACUCCCAUGUUGGUAUGUUUCAACAUACACUAAAGUAUUUUUCAUGAACAUGAUAGCUUAUGAAUUGUGCCCAAAUGGUCCUAUUGAUAGAGCUGUUGUGUCAUACAUAAAUUUCAUGAAAUCUCUUGUGAUUUCACCAAAUGAUGUGAAAGAAUU
This is a messenger RNA of Lycium ferocissimum, 1366 nucleotides long. Its product is annotated as UPF0481 protein At3g47200-like. Lineage: Eukaryota; Viridiplantae; Streptophyta; Magnoliopsida; Solanales; Solanaceae. The record is from RefSeq and is a predicted model, not a curated record. Bases 44 to 613 code for a protein of 189 amino acids. The transcript is spliced from 2 exons.